AUCUAUAGGAUGUCUUUUACAAGAGAGAAAUCAUUCUAAAUAAGCACGUGGCAAUAUAGCAAUAUUUUGCAUUUUGUAUUGGAUUAACAUUCCAUUUUCAACUGAUUUAAAUAGUUAAUUGUAGUAUACUGUUAAACAAAAAUUUAAUUUAAUGGCUGAAAGUGAAGUCAGCACGUUAGCUUUUUUUUCUUUAAAAGUAUCCGAUUUUCAACUAAUUCUCUUUAUUUGACUUUUCUUAGAGAAUGUGAAAUAAUGGCUGUGAGAGAGAUUUAUGAAGAGUUGAAAGUGGAAAAGUAUGAUUCGGCGUGGAAAUUAAAAAUCUUAUUGGAACCAAGGGUGAAUCAUGAUGAGCAAAAAAAUGUUUGCGCCCAAGUUGUUAUCGAUUUGUCAGCAGAGUAUCCUAAUGAAAAACCUCAAGUUUCCUUCGAAACCAGUCGUGGCCUAUCAGAUGAGAGACUAUCAUUUAUCCUUGAAAAUUUACAAUCGUUCUUAGAAUUAAGAAUAGGCCAUCCAGUGAUAUUCGAUUUACUGCAGCACCUUAUAGACUAUUUGGAUUCAAACCUACCGUGCACUCCAUGUUUACUGUGCUUAGAUCAUUUCAAUGAAUCUAAUCGUGUAUUUAAAACUGAAUGCUUUCAUUUCUUUCAUGCUUCUUGUUUCAUUCGAUAUGUUAAACACCAGGAGCGAGAAAAAAAAACUCAGAACACAAAGCAAAGAAAAAAAGAGAAUCCAGAGCUAUUGUGUCCAAUCUGUCGACUAAAGAUAUUAUAUAACGAAGAACUUUCUAAUUUGAUGGAAUCAAAUACUUUAAACUCGGAGGAGGAUGUAAUCUUUAAACCUACCGAAGGAUUUAUCAAUUGGAAGAGGCAACAAGAAAAACUUUGGCCAAUAUACCUUAAACAAAAAAGGAAGGGAGGUAUUAUAAAUGUUAAAGAAAACAAAACAAAAUAUUUAAUAAAAGCUGACACGAUUAUAACUAAAAAACAUGAUGAAAAUGGCGACAGCAAUAACAAAAACACAGUCAAAAAUCAGACGAGGCAAAGAAAUAAGUCAACUUCAACUAAUUUUAAAGAUAUUGGUAGUAAUUGUAAUGUAUCAAGUGGCAUGCAAAGAAGAAAGAGCUUUCCUUUUAUUCUCUCUACAAUCGUAUUAGAGUCUAACUAUAUUGAACACUUUUUUUCGGCAAACUUUUCUCAGUAUGAUGAAUCUACUAUAUUAUCCGAAACCGAAAUAUAUCGAUUGAAACAUUCAACUUCCGCUGAUAAGACAAUGAAUACUUCAAUCAACUUAAUAAACGAGCAGCUGAAGAGAGCUGCAGCAAAUAAUCGAAAAACUAGUCAAGAAAUGAUUAAGGAUAAAAGACCGAAUAAAGGAAAGACUUCUGACUCAUACAAGCAGUUUUCCAAUUUUAGAGGGAGUGGUAGAAAUUUGGGUUCUCGUCGUAAAAACUAUUCCCGUUCGCAAAAACCUCACUACAACAAAACACACGACAAUGAUAAAACUACUAAAACGACAGAUGCGCAACCAACUGAAGAAUUUAAAGGAAAACAAUAUGAAUUGAACUCUGUAACUGGCCGAGGCAAAAGGCAUUUCUAUACGAGACAUAAUCACAACUCAGGACAAGGACGUAUAAAAGCCUCUCAGGCAUGCUAUCCCACUAAUAAUGGUCGAAAUAGUGAGAAUGAUCAUCGCGAAGAAAGCAGGGGCGGGCAACGCGCGCCAAGGUCAACUUAUAGGGGACGGGCAAGGGGAAUGGGAAGGGCUCGAAAUGAUAGAAAAUUUAAUAAAGAUGUUACUAUGGAUAAGGUUAAAAACUAA
This is a messenger RNA of Dimorphilus gyrociliatus, 1818 nucleotides long. Lineage: Eukaryota; Metazoa; Annelida; Polychaeta; Dinophilidae. The record is from the annotation of a GenBank genome assembly.